This is a messenger RNA of Pollicipes pollicipes, 540 nucleotides long. RefSeq names its product cuticle protein 7-like. Gene Ontology annotation, cellular component: extracellular matrix. The annotation marks the transcript as partial. The record is from RefSeq and is a predicted model, not a curated record. The transcript has a single exon. NCBI's taxonomy places the organism in Eukaryota, Metazoa, Arthropoda, Thecostraca, Pollicipedomorpha, Pollicipedidae.
AUGCAUUGCCCAGAUAGCGAGGUUAUAAUAUAUAUCGUACAAAACAGCUCUGCUGAAUUGGCUGCUUCAUCCGUCAAACAUCCUCUCACUGCAUUGCAGGGCCUCGUCAUUGCCACCGUGCUGGCUGUCGCCGCCGCCGCCCCGGCACCGGAGACAACUGGAUACCAGCCCGCUCCGGCCCCCCACCACCCGGCACCCUCGUACAAGCCGGCCUCUUACCACUCUGAGGCCCAGUACAAGGAGGCGGCCAAGCCGUUCGCUUAUGACUACGCCGUCAACGACCACUACACUGGUACCAACUUCGCCAAGAAGGAGGAGAGCGACGGCCACAACACCCAGGGAUAUUACUCGGUUGCUCUGCCCGACGGCCGUGUCCAGCACGUGAAGUACGUCGCCGAUAACUACGGUGGCUACAACGCUGAGGUCACCUACGAGGGAGAAGCCCAAUACCCCGAGUACCAUCCCGCUCCUGCCUACAAGGCUGCUGCUCCAGCCUACAAGGCUGCUGCUCCUGCCUACAAGGCUGCCGCUCCGGCCUAC